Messenger RNA from Drosophila montana, 1615 nucleotides. It is a transcript of the gene l(3)72Dp, whose product is annotated as lethal (3) 72Dp. Gene Ontology annotation, biological process: tetrahydrofolylpolyglutamate metabolic process. Gene Ontology annotation, cellular component: vacuole. Gene Ontology annotation, molecular function: gamma-glutamyl-peptidase activity. Bases 347 to 1471 code for a protein of 374 amino acids. The record is from RefSeq and is a predicted model, not a curated record. The transcript has 4 exons. NCBI's taxonomy places the organism in Eukaryota, Metazoa, Arthropoda, Insecta, Diptera, Drosophilidae.
UUGGCCAAAAAAACAGAUAAAAUUCCCCGUAUCGUGCACCCUGUACCGUGGGCAGUGACAAAUCGUUGCGCUUGGUGAUAAUAUUAUAAUCAGCUAACUGUGCGCCCUCCAACGAGUUCACACCCGCACACACUCUCGUAAUUUUCACUUACACCUGUCGCUACACACACACACACACACACUUAGACACACACACUCGCGCGAGUCAUUUGGCAAAUAUUUCUAGUGCAAAUUGAAUUUAAAUUGAAAACGCUUCUUGUUUCGCAAUGUCAGUGCUACUUAGUUCAUCGACUGAGCCGCGCGCACAACCGCGAACUAGUCCAAGUAAUAACAACAAACUGAUCAAAUGUUCAAGAGGAUGCACACGCUCUGCCUGCGCCUGUGCCUGCUGCUGCUGCCGCUGGUGGCACCUGCUCUGGCCGAUGUCAACGGCACGAUAUCGCCCAUCAUUGGCGUGCUGGCCCAAGAGAUCUACCAGGAUGGUUUAAUAUCCAAGCAUUUCAAUGCGACCAGCUACAUUGCCGCCUCGUAUGUCAAGUUCGUGGAGGGCGCCGGCGGUCGGGUGGUGCCCAUCGGAAUCGGACACAAUCGCAGCUACUACGAGGAGCUGCUGCAGAAGAUCAACGGUCUACUGCUGCCCGGCGGCGCAACCUUUUUUAAUGAGACGAAUGGCUAUGGAGAUGCCGGCGAGCAUUUGAUAGCGAUUGCCAGGGAGCUCAACGAUAAUGGCACCUACUUUCCCGUUUGGGGCACAUGUCUGGGAAUGGAACUGCUGGUGCUUAAAAUGGCCAAUGGCACGGAGACGCGCAGCGAUUGUCAGGCCAUUAACAUGGCCCUGCCCUUGGAGAUGAAGCAGGACUACAAUGAGAGUCGCCUGUUUGGCGGGGCCAGCGAGGAGAUCAUUUCGAAGCUGUCUCAGGAGAAUGUUACCUAUAACUAUCAUCGCUAUUGCUACACGGAGCUGAGCUUUUCGGUGCCAGCUCUGGUUAACUCUUGGCGCAUUAUGUCCCUAAAUCAUGACGUGAAUGGCAUUGAGUUUGUGUCCACCAUUGAGCACUUGAGCUAUCCAUUCUAUGGCGUACAGUUUCAUCCGGAGAAAGCGCUCUAUGAGUUUGUCAGCAAGGAUGUGCCGCACUCCUCAUCGGCCGUGCAGAGUGCACAGUAUUUUGCCGACUUUUUCAUCAACGAGGCGCGUCGGAAUCCGCAUAGCUAUGACAAUGCCACAGAUCAGGCGCUUUCCCUCAUCUAUAACUAUAAGCCUGAAUAUACUUCAGUGCUGGGCUCCGGCUAUGUGCAGCAAUAUCUGUUUGAGGAUCCGGAUAUAGCCGGUGACGACGAUGAUGAUGAUGGCCCUUAUCCCGUCUAUCCCAAUGACAAUGGCGACAACGGUGUCGCAUCGUGGUCUCUUGGAUUUGGCCUUGGUGUCGCAUUAGCUUUCAGAGUGUUCUUUGUGAUAAUGGCGCUUAGUUAAGAUUAAAAGUUUCUAGUUCUUAUUUGUGGUAUACAUGUGUAUGCAUAAAAUGUAUAUAUAAAUGAAGAAUAGCUUUUUUUUCAAAUUUAUUUUUAACUUCUUGUUUAUCAGUCAAAAAUAAACAAUAGCUUUUUUUUUCAAAUU